UGCUUGAAAAAUUAUUGAUUAGAACUGUUCUACCACAUGUAUCUUGAUAUCUUGAAUCAUCCAAUAAAAAAAACUUUUACAUUAUUCAUUGUCAAAAAAGAUAUAUUAUUAUCUAAAUUUGGUUAAAAAUUUGGGAUGAAAAAAAAAUUGAUAAUUUUUAUUGUUUUGGAUGAAAAAAAAGAUUAGUAUCUAGGAUGGUAUGAUAGAUUUUUGAGUCAGACACCUCCGAAGCCAAUCAUAGGUCGAAAACUGGCACAAAUGAUUGAAAACGACAUGGAUUACUUAAUUUGGUGUUUUCUCGGGUUUAAAGCCCGUUCGAUCUUCGAAGAGGGGGAAAAAAGAAAAAAACUGGCGAACCAAUUCCCAUGGCCCUUCGAGGCUCCUCUGCCGCUAAAAUGAACAUUGAACGAAGACAAUGAUCUGCUGCGACAUAUUUUUCCUCUCCCUUUUCCUGAAUUUCUUUACAACCAACCACAAUCUCGAAUUGGCAAAUAGAUUCGACUGCCAAAUAUACACCCUCAAGUGUUCCAAUUUUCAAAUUUUCUGACAUGACCGUUAAGCUCAGGAACGUUAUUCCCAUCUUCUCUAGCAAACAACCCCUCCAAACCCCAAAAACAGUCUCUCCAACCUACUCUAAUCACCCAAUCAUAUGGAAACUUAAGAAAUGCAGUGCACCGCAGGACCUCCAAUCCAUCCACGCCUCCAUGAUCAAAACCAAUUCUCACCAACACCCUUUCUUCAUGAACCAAUUUCUCACCACCUGUUGCCGGCUCCACGAGAUCGAUUACGCCUUCCUGACCUUCACCGACGUGGCCGAUCCCAAUGUAUUCGUGUACAAUGCCAUGCUUGGCGGUCUCGUUGGCCAUUCCCAACCGAUCAGAGCCCUUCGAUUAUAUGUAGACAUGUCGAGAUCCCAUGUACUCCCCACAGGAUAUACCUUCUCCUAUUUGAUCAAGGCCUGCAUGCAAAUACCAGCUCUUGGGCUCGGGGAAGCUGUUCAUGGGAAGAUCUGGAGGUUUGGCUUCAGUUCCCAGCUCAUAAUUCAGACUGGAAUGGUAGAUUUCUACUCAAGUCUAGAUAAGAUUGAGGAAUCGAAGAGAGUGUUUGAUGAAAUGUCUGAAAGAGAUGUUGUAUCAUCAACAGUGAUGUUGUUAGGUUAUGCGCGUGCUGGGGAUAUGGACUCUGCGAGGAGACUCUUUGAAGAGAUGCCGCAGAGGAGCACUGUGUCGUGGAAUACUAUGAUAGGAGGGUAUGCAAGGGCCAGGGAUGUGGAGUCGGCUGCUUCCUUAUUCGAUGAGAUGCCCAACAAGGACUUGGUGUCAUGGACCACCAUGAUCUCUUGUUACUCUCAAAACAAGCAUUUCAAGGAGGCUGUCGAGACCUUUGGAGGAAUGAAGGCUGCAGGGGUCAGCCCUGAUGAGGUGACCAUGGCCACUGUCAUCUCAGCUUGUGCUCAUUUAGGAGCCCUCGAGCUGGGAAGGGAGUUGCACCAGUAUGCAUUGCUCAAUGGGUUUGAUCUUGAUGUUUAUAUGGGUUCGGCAUUGAUCGAUAUGUAUGCAAAGAGUGGGAGCAUAGAGAGAGCUCUAGUGGUUUUCUACAAGUUGGCAGAAAAGAAUUUAUUCUGUUGGAAUUCUGUCAUCGAGGGGCUGGCGAUUCAUGGGCAUGGAAAGGAAGCACUUGAUAUGUUCCAUAGGAUGAAGAAGGCUGGGCGGAUAUUCCCAAACAGGGUAACCUUUGUGAGCGUUCUUAGUGCUUGUGCUCAUGCUGGCUUCGUUGAAGAAGGCCGCAGGAUGUUUGCCAGCAUGAUUAGGGACUAUUCCAUCUCUCCAGAGAUGGAGCACUAUGGCUGCAUGGUGGAUCUUCUAGGACGUGCUGGUCUUUUACAAGAGGCACUGGAUUUGGUCCGGAGUAUGGUUAUGGAGCCGAAUGCAGUCAUCUGGGGUGCUCUACUGUCUGGGUGCAAAAUCUAUGGGAAUUUGGAGAUUGCAGAAGCUGCUGUGGAGAAGUUGAUGGUUUUGGAACCAAACAACAGUGCGCAUUAUAUGCUUCUAGUUAAUAUGUAUGCUGAAGCAAAUCGAUGGGGUGAGGUUGCGAUAGUGAGGGGGAUGAUGAAGGGCAGGGGAGUCCAGAAGAGGGGUCCAGGGUGUAGUUGGAUUGAGAUGGAUGGGGUAGUCCAUGAAUUCGCUGCUUCAGAAAUGUUUCAUCCCUCAAGUAAUGAGAUUUGCUUGUUACUGUUUGGAUUGGAUGGGCAGCUGAAGCUUGCUGGCUAUUCACUGGAAUUGGAUUUCAAUUCAUUAUUGUAGUGUGAAAUUUUUCUGGGAAACAUAUUUUUCUGUGCAAAGACAAGCCCUUAUAGUGCAGUGGCUUGCCAAAUUUCCCAAUGCCCUCUCUCUGGUAUAAAGAUACAAAAUUCACACCGGUGGUUAUUGGGGUGAUACUGGCAAAUUACUUCAUCACAGUACAACUGGUUUUCUCCUCUCCAAUCAGUAUGUUGAAUACUUUCAGGGCUUUUCAUUCUCUUAAGAUAAUGAAGAGUGUCUUCAAU
Molecule: messenger RNA, 2545 nt
Organism: Elaeis guineensis (African oil palm)
Lineage: Eukaryota; Viridiplantae; Streptophyta; Magnoliopsida; Arecales; Arecaceae
Product: pentatricopeptide repeat-containing protein At1g06143
Biological process (GO): RNA modification
Molecular function (GO): protein binding; RNA binding
Source: RefSeq, a predicted model, not a curated record